This is a messenger RNA of Hyaena hyaena (striped hyena), 2072 nucleotides long. RefSeq names its product coiled-coil domain containing 17 (gene CCDC17). Lineage: Eukaryota; Metazoa; Chordata; Mammalia; Carnivora; Hyaenidae. The record is from RefSeq and is a predicted model, not a curated record.
AGGAGUCCCACUCCAUGGCCUCCUACUCUGGGGAGCCGGGGCUCCUGUCCUGUGGGUCCUGUGACAUGGUUUUCCGCUCCGGGGCCCUGCUGGCCACGCACACUCAGCGCUUCUGCAUUGGCCGUCUGACCCAAGAGGUUGUGCCACAAGAACACCAGGGCCUCUCAGACCAAGAGGCCAGCAAAUUGGCUCUGAAGAAGCUAACGGAGGAGGUGCAGCGGCUGUGGCUUUAUCUACAGGAAAUGCGACCCUGGAUAACAGAGGUCCCCCGGAGAUCAGAAGGGCUCCGAAGGCGUUGUGAGGCGCCGACUCAGAGCCCCACCCACGAAGCUGCUGGAAGCCCAGCAGAGCGGCUUCGGGCGCUGCAAGGGACUCAUGCAAAGCGGUUGGUGGAGACGAAGGCACUGAGCCUUGCCCUGGAACGACGCAGCGAGGAACUGAGCCAACAACUCCAAGGUUUGGCCCAGACCCGGGGCGGAGUAUCACGCCUUAUCGGCCUGGAGCGGGAGCUUCGAGAACUCAGGGCAGAAGCUGGGCGAACACGGGGAGUUCUAGAGAUGCUAGGGGCGCAACUUCAGCAGCUACAGCCGGAGUCCGGGACCGGGCUCAACCCCUUGCGAGAGGCAGAACUCUGUUGUCCGGUACUACAGGCGAACUCAGGGACUCUGACUGCCGAGAUUGGAGCCCUGCGCGAGGCCUAUGUUCGAGGAGGGGGCCGGGACCCCGGCGUUCUGGGCCAGAUAUGUCAGUUGCAAGUGGAGGCCUCAGCACUGGAGCUGCGGCGGUCGCGGACUCGCAGGGGAAGAAGGGCAGAUGCGGCCGCCCUGGGUGAACUUCUAGUAGUGGAAGCUGAAAACCGGCGCCUGGAGGCAGAAAUCCUGGCCUUGCAGAUGCAGAGAGGCACAGGCCCUGCGUCCUGGGGGCCUAGGGAGCUUCGACCUGCGGCGAAUCCCAGGCCAAGCCUAAGGAGGGAAGAACCCCCACGCCUGCCACCCCGGGUGGCUCCCCCACUGCCACCGAUUCCACACCCCACAGGUCCGCAGCUUCCUGGAACCAUGACCAGAAACCUAGGCCUGGAUGCACACUUCCUUCUGCCUACUUCUGAUGUUCUGGGCCCUGCACCUUAUGACCCUGGGGCUGGCCUGGUCAUUUUCUAUGACUUCCUUCGGGGACUUGAGGCUUCUUGGAUUUGGGUGCAACUACUGACUGGUUUGACUCGAGAUGGACAGGAUACAGGAGGGGCCACAGCAUUGCCCCCAGCCCUUUGCUUGCCCCCAACUCCAGCUCCUGGGCCCAUGGGCAACUGUGCCAUCCUUGCCAGCAGGCAGCCUGUACCCAGACUGCCACCUUCACCAUCAGUAUCCUUGAUCUGUGAGCUACAGGCCUGGCAGCGGCUGGCAUGGGCUAGGACACCACAGCCAAAGGCUUGGACCUCACUGGUGUUAUUUGAUCAGGAGCAAAGGGUGUUAAGUGGACGUUGGCGUCUUCCACUUCGGGCCCUUCCUCUGAACUCCAGGCUUAGCCUUGGGCAGCUGAAUGGGAUUCCCCAGGUAGGUCAGGCUGAGCUCUUUCUGCGACUGGUUAAUGCAAGAGAUGCAGGUGUCCAGACACUGGCAGAGAUCAAUCCAGCAAGUGCCCAGGAAUACCAGUACCCACCUCUGAUGUCCAGCUCACCUUCACCGGAAGCCAGCUCCCUUGCCCCAAAAGCUGGCUUUGUUGAUCCCCCUCCUCCCACAGAAGAGCCCCUCAGAGUCAAGGAUUGAGAUGAGGGUUUGACCCUCCCCCCUCUGGCUUUGAGUCUAGGAAAAUAUGGGCAGAAGUAGCUUAACAUGCACAGAUGGAGGAUGUGAAGUUUGUUGCCAGGCCUGUAGUUUUACUAUUAUACCUUCUGAGGGUCUAGGAGCAGGUAGCAGAUAAAAGCUCAAGAUAUGAGCUUCAACAGCUUUACCACCUUUCACAAAUACUCGUUUUCCUUUUGUAAAAAAGUUAUUUGCAAUAUUGCCUGGCAUCUAAAUCCUUUCAAAGAUAAGCAAGGGUAGUCUUUAAUUCAUUAAAGGAAUUUGAUAAACUUA